CGUAUGGGAAGUCCUGUUUUCUAAACCCUGUACAAUCCUCAUCCACUCAGAUCUCUCUUCCCAUCUGAUGACAUCAUAGUACCACUACCCUCCGGGCAUGGCGGCGUCGGCGCCGGUGGAGGUCGGCGCGCAGGGCACCAUCGGCUCGCUGGUGUGCCGCGAGGUCGAGUACUUCCGAAGGAUGGAGGUCGCCGUCGUCAGCCACGACCACGGCAAGAACAUGAGCAGCAGCAGCAAGCAAGCAAGCCGCCGCCGCCACCGGCAGCGUGGGGAGCCCCAGGACCAGGAGCAAGGUCCGGCCGCCGUUGAAGGAGGGCGCGGGCGGCGGGCCUACUUAUUCUUGCCCAGCAUUUGCUCGUCGGCGGAGGUGGCGGAGGCCACCGGCGCCGCCAGGGUCAGGUACCAGCAUCUGGGGCAAGAUGAGGGCCAUUCUCUUCCUCAAUAAUACGCAUUUUCGUGCAGGCCAUUUGCAUCAUAUCAGAUCAGAUCUGGAGAAGAACAGAAUGUCAGGGUACCUAAUGCAUGUUCGUCCUGCUCUCAUCUUUCGUCUUCUUUCUUUGAUUUUUGUUCAGGGUCAAAACUGUGUAAUGACAUGUGUGCCAUCUGGCAGAAUUACUACUUUAAUUAUUGAAGUGGAUUAUUUGGUCCUAAGAAAA
Messenger RNA from Oryza sativa Japonica Group (Japanese rice), 656 nucleotides. RefSeq lists its product as uncharacterized. Lineage: Eukaryota; Viridiplantae; Streptophyta; Magnoliopsida; Poales; Poaceae. The record is from RefSeq and is a predicted model, not a curated record.